Molecule: messenger RNA, 3345 nt
Organism: Cryptomeria japonica (Japanese cedar)
Lineage: Eukaryota; Viridiplantae; Streptophyta; Pinopsida; Cupressales; Cupressaceae
Product: disease resistance protein RPV1-like
Exons: 7
Coding region: 1-3345 (1114 amino acids)
Biological process (GO): signal transduction; defense response to fungus
Molecular function (GO): ADP binding; protein binding
Source: RefSeq, a predicted model, not a curated record
AUGAAGCUGAUGGUUUUUCUGGAUUCAGAGGAGUUGGAAUAUGGCGAUUUCUUUCCGACCACGCUGGAAGCAGCAAUGCGCAGUGCCCCGCUUCAUAUAGCAAUUUUUUCUGAGAAUUAUGCAAAAUCGUCCUGGUGUUUGGCAGAAUUGUCAUAUAUGCUUAAAGUUGGCGCUAAAAUUAUUCCUGUUUUCUAUCAUGUAGAGCCUAAGGCAUUUAAGGGGCACGAGCAGAAGGGAAGAUACAGCCUGGAACAACUUGAGGAGUGGAAGAGGGCACUCUACAACAUCUCAUUCUACAACGGCCAAAUCAUUAGAACUAAUGAUGAUGAGAUGAGGCUGCUAAAGAAUAUUGUGAAUUGUGCUUUGAAACAAAUAACGAACGUGCCAUUGGUGGUUGCAAAACAUCCAGUCGGUCUGAAAGAAAUAGUGCAAGAUUUUGAGGUGAAUACACUCCAGUCUGCUCAGGGUGAUCAACUUGUACAAAUUGUGGGAAUUUGUGGCAUGGGUGGUUCUGGGAAAACUACCCUCGCAAAAGAGUUGUACAAUAAAAUAUCUUCUUCGAUGGUGAGGUCCAGUAUUGUGUUUGAAGUUCGAGAUGCUGCAGCCAAAGGUUUGUUGCAUGAGAAACAAAAAAAUGAUCUUGGGAUCAAAGGCAAAGCAUUUUACAAUAUUGAGGAAGGUAUGGGAAAUCUUUCAAGAUGUUUAACGUCUGUCAGAGUGUUGAUUGUUCUUGAUGAUGUGGAUAAUGUGGAGCAAUUGGAUGCUUUGUUGCCAGCAAAAGACAAUCUAGAAAGAGGUAGUAUCAUCAUUGUUACCACACGGGCAUAUGACGUUCUUAAAUGUUGGGGCAUCUCUUCUCUUUUUUGUUGGCCUGCCUUUUUACAAUCUUUUCCCCGUGAUGGAUUUGAGAAGCUUGUAAAAAGGUUUUUAAAGGCUUGUCAAGGAUUACCUCUUUCUCUUAAGGUAUCCGGAGGACAGCUGUAUGGAGAGUCCCGCAAAGAAUAUUGGGAGUCUUUGCUACAUAAUAUCUCAAGGAUAUUGCCUCAUGAUAUAAAAAAGAAACUUAAAAAUAGAAUCCGCAUUCAAGGGAUAAUGGCGACCUCAACUCAACUACGGUGGAGUUAUUAUACGGAAGAUGAGACCUUUCCAGCAAUGGUCGAAAAAGUCGGUGAGAUUGAUGACUCCCACAUUUCCUGCUCAAACGGAAACCUCAUGGUUAACACAAAUAGAGGAAUUUGGUCACUCGCACCCUCUUUAGUUGGACUAAAAAUUUUUGUGACAAGUGGGAAUUAUUUUAAUCAAGUGAUCGGUCAAGUAUCAGGAGAAUUGAUCUGGCUUCGCUGGUUCCAAAUAGGACAGCGAAAUCUUCCAUCAGGUCUUGUAUGGAAGAAAUUGAGGGUUUUAGAGCUCUACGAAGAUUGGAUCUCUUCUGCGGAACAUCACAUAGAAGAGCUGUGGGGGGAGACUGAGAGUGAGGCUCCUAUGCAGUUAAGAGAGUUGCGUGUUUCUGGAUGCUACAAGUUCCAACGGUUUCCAAAGUCAAUAGGGCGUCUCAAUCAUCUGGAAAAGAUAGUAAUCAUAAAGGGCUACAAUGAUACGACUCUGCCAGAUGAAUUUUGUCUUCUCCCAUCUCUGGAACACCUAGUGUUAUAUCAGUGUGAAAUGCUAUCAUCACUGCCCAGCAAUUUCGGUAAUUUGAGAAAUCUAAGGCAUCUAAACUUAUCCUGUUGCGCCAAGUUGAGGAGGUUGCCGGAUUCUUUUAAGAGUCUAAUGCUCUUGGAAUAUCUCAAUUUAGAGCAGUGUAGUCAACUCACAUUCACGUUAGAUGACUUAAACAUUCUGGAAAACAUGACAAAUCUUGGGUUCUUAAGUGUUUCUAAGUGCAAGCAAUUGAAAGAGUUGCCUUUCCACAUCACAAAUCAGGUGUUCUUAAGAGAGCUCUAUUUAGAGGGUACCAGUUUGAGGAAGCUGCCAGUUAACAUCUGUGAGCUCAGCGGGUUGAGAAAGAUCAGGAUAGGGAGCCUGUUGUUGACAAGCUUGCCGACCUCUCUUGCAGAUUUGUCUUUCUUGACGGAUCUUUCAAUUGAAGGUUGUCCUCAGCUGGAACGUUUGCCUGACUCUCUAGGAGGUUUGUCUUCUUUGACAAAUCUUUCAAUUCAAGGAUGUUCGGAGGUGGAAUAUCUACCUGACUCUCUUAAAGAAUUGUCUUCCUUAACGAAUCUUUCAAUUUCUCGUUGUCAUAAGUUGGAAUGUCUACCUGCGUCUCUUGGAAAUCUUACUUCCUUAAUGUAUCUUUCAAUUCAAAAUUGUCGCAAGCUGGACCGUCUUCCUGACUCUCUUGAAGGUUUGUCUUCCUUGACGCAUCUUUCAAUUUAUAGCUGUCCUAAGCUCGGCUGUCUGCCUGACUCUCUAGGGCAUCUUAAUCUAUUAAAGAGUUUGAAUUUAGUAAAUUCAGGAGUGAAAUCUCUAUCAAAAUCAAUUAGACAAAUGAAUAAUCUUGAAAUUUUUGAUAUAGAAAAUUGCCCAAUCAGCGAUUUGGAUUUUCGGACGGGGUCAUUACCUGUUGCCUUCAACAACUUGAGGUUUAUACAUCUACAAGGAACAGAAGUUUACACCAUUUCAAUUUCUGAAGACUAUUUUCCCCGCUUGAAGGAUCUCAGGAUUUGUUAUUGUCAGCAUUUAAAGGAGAUCGAAGCACUGCCAAGGACAGUUGAGUCAAUAUAUUUGAAAAAAUGUGAAAAGCUGGAGAGCAUUCCUCAUUUUGAACAAUUAAUCUCCCUCAGACGAUUUAGUCUAAGAGGCUGCUACCGAAUAAAGAAAAUUGAAGGUAUCGAAAAUUGUAAAAGUUUGAAAGGCUUGACAGUAGACAACUGCUGGGAGGUGCCUUGUAUAGAAAGCUUGAAAGACAUGGAGAAAUUAAGGCAGGUUAAUCUUAGAGCAAACAAGGGAUCAGCUAUUGUUGGGUGCAUUCAAACCAUACAGAAAUGGCCAGAUGAAAUACAAAUAUGUAUGCGCGCAGUCCCGGAUGCAUCCUCACUUAUAGACUCCGUUCUCUUUCAGAAUUUCCUUGUCGUUGAGUCCUUCUCUGACCAGAAAAUUCAAUCCAGGCCAAAACUGGUGCACAAGUGUUCCUCCGAUGGUCAUGCCUUUCUAUUCUGUUUUGUUAUAGUUUGUGUUGCUUCAAAAAUGAGACUGAGGAUGCACGGUCGUGACAGCCGGGGUGAGGUCUCUAACCGUCUAUCCAAGCUUGAAAAGGGUAGAUGGGUAUGGAUUGGUGUCUUCUCACAACGUUCCAUGGACUUUCUCUUCCCUAGCGAUGAGUUGUCGAUAGAUGGAGGAGACUGA